GUCACUAAUCAUUUCCUUGGUGAGGCCUAAAGUUCGAAGACAUUGGAAAAUGAAAUUGAAAAAAAUCUGUUGUAUUGGUGCUGGUUAUGUUGGGGGUCCAAGUUGUAGUGUUAUUGCCAUGAAAUGCCCUGAUGUUACUGUUACAGUUGUUGACAAAAGUGAACAAAGGAUUGCUCAGUGGAACUCUGAUGAACUCCCAAUAUUCGAACCUGGUCUGGAUGAAGUGGUACGAAAAUGUCGCAACAAGAAUCUCUUCUUCUCUACAGAUGUUGAUAAAGCUAUUUUGGAAGCGGAACUGAUUUUCAUCUGUGUGAACACUCCUACAAAAAAUUAUGGACUAGGCAAGGGUCGAGCUGCUGAUCUUAAAUAUAUUGAGGGAGCAGCUCGGCAGAUUGCUGAGGUGGCAAAAAGCCCCAAGAUUGUCGUAGAAAAGAGCACUGUACCAGUAAAAGCUGCAGAAAGUAUCACCAAUAUUCUUAGGGCUAAUAUCAAGUCUGGCCUGAUGUACACAAUUCUGUCCAAUCCAGAGUUCUUGGCUGAAGGAACAGCCAUUAAGGAUCUUCUUUGCCCAGACCGGGUCCUCAUUGGUGGUGACCCAACCCCAGAAGGUCAAGAAGCUAUUGAGGCCCUUCAGUGGAUAUACCAACAUUGGGUAGCUCCAGAGAAAAUCAUCACCAUGAACACAUGGUCUUCAGAACUAUCAAAACUGGCAGCAAAUGCAUUUUUAGCUCAGCGUAUAUCUAGCAUCAAUGCUGUAUCUGCAAUCUGUGAAGCUACAGGGGCUGAUGUGUCAGAAGUGGCCCAUGCUGUUGGAACUGACACCAGGAUUGGGCCAAAGUUUUUGAAAGCCAGUGUUGGUUUUGGCGGGAGUUGUUUUCAAAAAGAUGUACUCAAUUUGGUCUACCUCUGUGAGUGUUUAAAUCUUCCUGAGAUAGCAGCAUACUGGCAACAGGUAAUUGAUAUUAAUGAUUUUCAAAGACGUCGUUUUGCUAAUCGAAUUAUUGAAGCUCUCUUUAAUACAGUGACAAACAAAAAAAUUGCAGUUUUUGGUUUCGCUUUUAAGAAAGACACUGCGGACACAAGAGAAUCAUCAUCAAUCUAUGUAUGCAAGCAUCUACUGGAAGAAGGUGCUAAUGUGUUUAUAUAUGAUCCAAAAGUUGACCAAAAACAGAUAUAUGCGGACCUGACGCAUCCCACAAUUACAGACAAACCAGAAAUGGUGAAAGAAUUUGUUACAAUAUGUCCUUGCCCUUAUAAAGCUGCUGAAGCUGCCCAUGCUGUGGUGAUAUGUACUGAAUGGGAUGAAUUUAUAACCCUUGAUUAUAACCAGAUCUACCAGUCCAUGUUAAAACCUGCCUUUGUUUUUGAUGGACGAAUCAUAUUGGACCAUCAGGCACUUAUCAAUAUUGGAUUUCAUGUUGAAACUGUGGGCAAAAGACUUAGUAGGUGGAAUGCCUCUCGCCCAAUAGCUACCGCAAUGCCUUAACUCUGUAAUGAUUCACGUUAAUCAACUGGGUGAAAUAUUCUUUUAGUCCAUUUAUUUGUUUUUUUUCUGGGUUUGCAAGGGAAGGGUGUCAUUUUUAUUUUAUAUUUUAUUUUUUGCUGUUUGUUUUUAAAUGAUCCCGCAUCUCUUAAAUCAUGGUUUUAAUUAUUCCCUCUCCUCAAUUUCCAUAUUAUCCCUAAUCAUCAAACAUUCAUCUUUUCACUUCUUUUACUUUUUUUUCAAUUUUAUUUUUCAUUAGUUUAAGGUAAAUUGCUAUUAAGAUAUCAACAAACCAGAUCUGAAGUUUGGUGUCAAUCCUCUUCAACUAUCACACAAAAUGUUCUCCAGAAAGGCGCGAACAUCAUGCAGUCUCUUUAUUUUCCUAUAUUGCAUUCAAUAUUUUGUAUCUUUUUCUUCUAAGAAAUCAAUAAUGCUGGUAUUUAUACUGAGAAAACCAUGACACCACCAUUAAACAGAUUUCCCAUUAAACCAUUAAACUCACCAUCCUACCCAUCCUCCAGUGUUACUCUGGGGCUUCCUGCCUAAA
Molecule: messenger RNA, 2030 nt
Organism: Octopus sinensis (East Asian common octopus)
Lineage: Eukaryota; Metazoa; Mollusca; Cephalopoda; Octopoda; Octopodidae
Product: UDP-glucose 6-dehydrogenase
Exons: 12
Coding region: 50-1486 (478 amino acids)
Biological process (GO): glycosaminoglycan biosynthetic process
Cellular component (GO): cytosol; nucleus
Molecular function (GO): NAD binding; UDP-glucose 6-dehydrogenase activity
Source: RefSeq, a predicted model, not a curated record